Molecule: messenger RNA, 2727 nt
Organism: Raphanus sativus (radish)
Lineage: Eukaryota; Viridiplantae; Streptophyta; Magnoliopsida; Brassicales; Brassicaceae
Product: E3 ubiquitin-protein ligase UPL5
Exons: 3
Coding region: 207-2462 (751 amino acids)
Biological process (GO): protein polyubiquitination; positive regulation of protein catabolic process; proteasome-mediated ubiquitin-dependent protein catabolic process
Molecular function (GO): protein binding; ubiquitin-protein transferase activity
Source: RefSeq, a predicted model, not a curated record
GGUGCCGUUUUGGUGAUUAAGUCUUGUCAAAGUCGUAAGCUUUACAGUGCAAGCUAAAAAGGCGGAGUCUUGCUAGAAACUAUUACAACUUCAUGAAGCCUCUACGCUUUUGAGAGUCGCGUUCCAUCUUCGUCUCCUUCUUUUCUCGUCGAUUCGCGUUUGGUCCCAAAAUCCCUACCUUUCAGGUUUACGGUCGUACGUCCAAGAUGCCGUCGCCAUCGUCAUCCUCUUCAUGGGUGUUGCCGCUGUCUUCUUGUGAUUCUCCAAGAUUGGAUUUUUUCCUCAGGGUUUUAGCAGAUGGAGAGGUUCUGCUGAUUGAAGCAGGAAGAAACGAGAGAGUGAGUGAUGUACUGGAGAGAAUCAGGAACAAGAAGAAGAAGAAGAUUCCAGGGUUUGAGUUUGAGGAGCUAAGAUUACUCUACCGCGGUAGACAGAUACGAACCGACCAGCUUCUCUGCGAUUGCAACAUUGAAAAGAAUACAUUGGUGUUUCUGCUUGUUGGUCCUAGUCCUAAUCCCUCCUGGCCUGCAGUUGAUUCUCUUCUUGACACUACGUGCAGAGUGUACCAAGGACUGGAUGUUGACAACGGUGAUAUCAGUGAAAAGCUCAACUUGUUCUUUCACAACAUUCCUUGGUACGAGGAAAAGUUAGCUUUUGAAUAUCUACAGCUUCUCUCAGCUUCCUCACUUCCAACUGCUCUUGCCAUGUUGUACUCUUCCUCCAGGGAAGAUUUUGCCAGAGAUUCCAUUCACAAGUUCCUCUCAAAAUGCAGAGACUUGCCCAGUACGUCACACCCUUACAUCCUACCCAUAAUACUCGAGCUCUGUAGCUUGCUUAAGAAAGUCCGCCCCGAGAAGAAGCUCUACAUGGCUUGCUGGAAUGUGUUCGCUUCCAUGUCAGAUUGUGUCUCCAUCUGCGGCUGCGGCGAGGGCAUGAAGUCGUUCAUUACAAAGGCUGUCGUCUCGUUUAGUAUGGAGGUAGCUAUUUUACUUCAGAACACUACCGUUGUUGAGAAUAUGACACAUGCUGAGUUGUUUGAUGAACUAUUGGCAUCUGUGGGGAAAGUUUUGGAAGAUGAAUCGCUGUUAGGGUCACACCAUUUGUCUGCUCUUGAAUCUGUUUGUGCCUUAUCUAGUUGCUUCUACCCCUCUCGUAAAGAAGAACUUAUUGGUGUUCUAAGCUCUAGUAAGACUUCACUCUGCAGUCUUAUCAUCAGAUUUGCAGAGAAGGGUACUGACCACCAGUGGUUAAAUGAGUAUAAGGAGUUGACUAACUUCGAAGCUAGGAGGCAUUUAGCGAUGUUGAUGGUUCCUAACGUGAAUAUAUUCAACAAGGAGAUUAUCAGAGUUCACAGGGAUAAUCUAUUAGAGGAAUCUUUCGAGCAAAUAAGUGGUGCAAGCUUUGAGUCACUCCAUCACGGGAUUUCUGUAGAGUUUAUAGAUGAACAAGGUGUAGGGGAUGGUGUUACACGAGAGUGGAUCCAGCUUGCGUGUAAUGAGAUUUUCUUUUCUAAAGAAGUAAAAGAAGAGGAAGAAGAAGAGGAAGAAGUAGAAGAAGAGGAAGAAGUUGAUCGUCCAUUCCACGUUCCAUGUUCUGACUUUACAAGAAGGUUCUCCCCAAAUCCAGGAUUCAUGGAAUGGGAUAAGUUUGAGUUUGCAGGGCGUUUGAUGGGUCUUGCACUGAUGCAUAAUAUGCAAGUGAACGUGCUUCUUGACCGUGCCUUUUUCUUACAUCUUGCUGGAAUGGUAAUCGGCUUAGAAGAUAUCAAGGAAACAGAACCAACCCUUCACAAGUUUUUGAAGGAAUUGUUAGAAGGAGAUGGUUUUGAUGCUGCUGAUUUGAGAUUUGAGAUCGACAUUCAGAAAGGGAAAGAGUUCUCCUUAGAGCAGUUGUGUGAAGAUGGUUCCUUAAUGAAGGUUACAAAAGAAAAUGCAGGCAAGUAUGUGCAUCUAUAUCUCCAGCAUCGAUUUGUGCAGUCUAUCUCCAAACAGACAUCUUUCUUUGCAAAGGGCUUGAGUGAUAUGCUUCUGGGUUGUGCGGUUCAUACAUCAUUCUUCCAAGUGUUGAGUUUGGAAGAUUUUGAUCUCAUUUUUGGGGGAGAUCGAAUUGGUAUCAGGGUGGAAGAUUGGAAGAAGCAUACUAUAUAUGGAGGAGGGGACUAUGGAUACCAAGCCACUGAUAAAGAGAUUUUGUGGUUCUGGGAAGUAGUUGAUGGGAUGAGUAACAAGAAGCAGAUGAACUUAUUGAAGUUUUGGACAUCAACGACAUAUCUACCCCAUGGAGGAAUUAGGGCCUUACCAAAAAAGCUUAAAAUUAUGAGAAUUGAAGACCAGAAAUAUCCUACCUCUUCCACGUGUAUGUAUAUGCUCAAACUCCCUGCAUAUGAGACCUUUGAUAUGAUGAAGUUCUACCUUGAGAUUGUCACUGAAGAUAAAAUCUGCACAGGAUUUGGGAUGCAAUGAGAGCCAAAUUCCCAGUCUUGACCUUGGCGAGUCUCAUCAUUUUGUUGAUAGGUAACACGAAUCAAGUUGGCGCACCAGUUCCGUGAAGUUGAGCUCGGUUUUAGUAGUAUAGAUUUCAGAUUUGUUGUGUGAGAAACCUUGACAGUAAUGUUUGAAUGGUGUUUUAGUUUGACGUAUGGGCCUUAACAAAUUGUGUGGUUGACGUUAUCUAGUAAUGUUUUGGUUGAAUACUUACGGUGGUACAUCCAAUGGCCAUGAAGUUUUA